GGCGGGACCCAACCAGCUGCGUCAUAACAAGGCGAAGUCAUGCAGCACACUCACUUAAUCUGGGAUUGUUUUAACGUAGUUAUUUACAACUCAAAUACACUAGCCUGACACUUUGGAGCUGAGGUUUUGGUAAGUUAAAGAAUCAAAAGGUUUCCCAUCACGAGUAAGCGCAACCCGCCCCUACGGAGAGCUUAUAGUGGGCGAGAAUCUUCCACGGAGGAACACAACCAGCGAGGAGGGAUGGAAGUGGACUGCCAGCCCGAGGAAUCCAUGGUGUCAGCUUUUGAAGAUGACUGCGUGUUGCUUUGCGACGUCAAGGACAUGAGACUGGAAGCGGAGGCUGUGGUCAACGAUGUCCUUUUUGCCGUGAUCCAAAUGCAGGUGUCCAAACACCUCAACAGUACAUCAGAAGUGGCCUAUAUAAAUGUGGAAACUAGAGAAGGGAACCGCUUUUGUCUGGAGCUGACAGAAGCAGGACUGAGGGUGGUGGGCUACGCUUUUAACCAUGUGGACGAGGACCUGAACACACAGUAUCACGAGACAGUGUACUCACUACUGGACACCCUGAGUCCAGGCUACAGGGAAGCCUUUGGGAAUGCUUUGCUCCAGCGACUAGAAAACCUCAAGCAAAAUGGACAGUAAAUGCGCUCACAAAGCUGCAGAAAUGUUUGGUCACAUCCAAGAAUACAGAAUGGAAUGUUCAACAAUUCACUACAAUAGGGGGUGCUAUCCCUAUCAAUCCUGCUUUGUUCCAUAUCACCCAAUGACUGACUACAUGGUAGUUCAUACCUAACUGGUUGGCUGGCUGCUUGGGCUCGAUUGAAACAAUCUGCUGUUGACUUUGCUGCGGAAAAAAUGUUCAGCUUCUCAUGCUGCAUAUUUGCAUCCGUGCAAUUCUGCAUCUUUUGUACUAUGGCGUUGCAGAUGUGAUCCGAGUUUGUCAGCUGUUCAAUUUCUUACAAUGGGCCUAUGGGCCAAAACUGAAUUUACUUCCUUAUUCUGACUGUUUGGUUAAGGAAGUACAACAUACCUUUAUCUACUUUACUCAAAGACAUUUCAAGUUGUAAUAAAGCUAGUCUGAAGUUGAUCUGCAUAGCACAAUGCAUUGAAUGACCAUUUGGCAUUUACGGUAAUAGUGAAAUGUGCUUAGCUAAGUACAUUUCUUGCUUUAAAAGCUGAACUUUAUAGUGCUGAUGUUGUCAUUCCUUGUUGCUGGCCUUUGUGCAGACCAAUGACGUUUCUGAAUCAUGCGUUUGUGUGUAAUAAACCACUAAAACAG
Nerophis lumbriciformis (worm pipefish) is the source of this 1279-nucleotide messenger RNA. It is a transcript of the gene gskip, whose product is annotated as gsk3b interacting protein. Gene Ontology annotation, molecular function: kinase regulator activity; protein kinase A binding. The record is from RefSeq and is a predicted model, not a curated record. Gene Ontology annotation, biological process: regulation of canonical Wnt signaling pathway. NCBI's taxonomy places the organism in Eukaryota, Metazoa, Chordata, Actinopteri, Syngnathiformes, Syngnathidae. Gene Ontology annotation, cellular component: cytoplasm.